GGGAACUGCUGGAGUUCCUUAGUUUGUGUGUGAGGCCGAGUCCCGUUACCGCUUUACUCUGCGUGUGUCUUAUAUUACAGCAAUGCUGCCUGCACAUCAGUGGCCAGAGAGGGGAGAAGGGAGGAAAAGCCUGUUUACACAGACUGCAAACCGCCUGGGGAAUAAUGCAGGAAAGGAAGUGAGCCGGCUCUCUGUCUGACUGCUCUAACUUCCUGCUCUCUCUCUCACUCACACACACACACAUUCGCACACACACUAGCAAAGGGGGGGGUGCGUGGAAGGGAGAAAGAAACAAGGGGAAAAAUCAGGAUCUCAUUACAAGAGCAACAAAGCGUUUUAGAGGACUGUCAGCAUGGAAAACCGGGGGAUUCUACGCAGCUCUCUUUAAAACGGCCAGACGAGACUGGAAAGAAGCCCACCAGACCAGGCGCUGGGCAUGUUACUCUUCACUAUGCACAAAGGCACAUAUUGCAGUAGAAGCCUUUGUUCCUUCAUUCAUUCACCUGCGAAAUCCCAGGUCCGAAAUGGAGUCAGGACUGCUGCUAUGUUGCAGAGUCAUUAGAUAUGUGAACAUAAGCUCAUUGACUGGCCAAGCUCCACAGAAGAGAAUCAGAAGAUUCUACAGUCCUACACUGAUAUUAUACAGGGCACUGCUGUAUCCUGUUUGUUCUUCAGGGAUCUAAUGUCCUGUCUCCUGUUCCACAGUGUUGAGUUUUCUUCUUCUGAAGAAUCAGAGGUUAUUUAUUCUGUGAGGGCCUCAAAGCUAUGCAGCAUAUCUUCUAUGACACUUGUUUUUGGUAGUGAUUCUCAUCCACUGGGUUUGUUCCUUUGUUUAUCUUCCUUAUGGAAAAUUGUUUCUGUUGAAGCAUCUUCUUUGUUUCAUCUGGCAUGGAGAGUGCAAUCACACUGUGGCAAUUCCUGUUGCAGUUGCUUCUUGACCAGAAACAUGAACACCUGAUUUGUUGGACAUCCAAUGAUGGUGAAUUUAAGUUACUUAAGGCAGAAGAGGUGGCGAAGCUGUGGGGACUCAGAAAAAACAAAACUAACAUGAAUUAUGAUAAACUGAGCAGAGCUCUGAGAUACUAUUAUGACAAGAACAUUAUCAAGAAGGUGAUUGGUCAAAAGUUUGUGUACAAGUUUGUUUCUUUCCCGGAAAUCUUAAAGAUGGAUCCUCAUGCUGUGGAAAUCAGCAGAGAAAGCCUUUUGCUGCAGGACAGCGACUGCAAGAUGCCUCUGGAGAGCAGAGAACAGCAUAAGCAUGGUCUCCCAGUCUUGAAAGGCACAAGCCGCAACGAAUACAUUCAUUCAGGGCUGUACUCAUCUUUCACCAUCAAUUCCUUACAAAAUCAGCCAGAAACUCUCAAGCAAAUUAAAACAGAAAAGCUGGAGGAGAAAUUGGAAGAAACCACACCUCUGGAAGAAGUCCGGACUGUUAUUAGAUUUGUGACAAACAAAACAGACAAACAAGUCAUGAGGCCUGUUGUGUCAUUGCCAUCCACAUCUGAAGCAGCAAAUGCCUCUACAUUUUUAGCAUCCUCUGUCUCUGCAAAAAUAUCAUCCUUAAUGUUGCCCAACACAACGAGCAUAUCCUCAGCUUCAUCAGCUUCCUCUCGAUCACCAUCUCUGUCACCUAACUCACCCCUUCCCUCAGAACACAGAAACAUCUAUCUGGAGUCUACUUGCCAGGAUUCAGAUUCUCUUGAGCCAUUGAAUCUUUCUUCAGGAUCCAAAGUAAAAUCUCCUUCUCUUCCUCCAAAGGCUAAAAAACCCAAAGGCUUAGAGAUCUCCGCACCUCCAAUGGUUCUUUCAAGUACUGACCUCGGCUCUAUUGCCCUCAAUAGCCCUGCGCUUCCCUCAGGAUCCUUGACCCCUGCUUUCUUCACCGCACAGACUCCAAAUGGGUUACUGUUGACCCCGAGUCCCCUGCUUUCUAGCAUUCACUUUUGGAGCAGCCUCAGUCCUAUUGCUCCCUUGAGUCCUGCCAGACUGCAAGGACCAAACACCUUGUUCCAGUUUCCAACUCUGCUAAAUGGUCAUAUCCCAAUGCAAAUCCCCAGCUUGGAUGGGGCCUCUUCUCCAGUUCUCCUUUCUCCAAAUGCUCAUAAAUCCUGAUGUCUCAGCAAACUGGGGACUCACUAAUAAACUGGAUUUGACACAGCCAUUCUGAUGGGUUUCAUUUUUCUGGUAAAGCCAGGAGGACAUGAUGAAACUCUUUUACUAUGGUUUGCACUUUCCAUUACACAGAUGACCUACUUGUAUGGUGUUUAUUUAGCAUUUUUAUACAGUGAGGGGGUUUUUUGUAUAAGAAAUCUUUUGUGCAUUAAAACAACUUAUAAUUUUUAUAUCCUGCUCUCCAAGUGUUGAACACUGUUAAUGAAGUUAUCUUUCUUAAUACAUUUCUAAACAAUAUGUAAAGGAUGUGAAAUGUUUUACUUCUGUACUUCUGCGUAUAAUGCAUCCUGCUUGUAUAAACUAUAACCGGCUGUGCCUUCUUUUGCAUAAUGUUAUAUAAAUGAUUUAUAUAUUUUCCAGUAUUAAGAUUAAGGUUGGAAAGAACCAAGUAUUGAACACUUUUCUCCCCAUCCUAGUAUUUCAGUAUUCCCCUUAUGGUCAGCCAUGUUGUGCAGUAUAUUCAUGUAAUUUUGAAUUAAGCGCUUUCCAAAUAUAUAAAGAAUGUUUUUGUUUACUUCCUGAACUGACAGGCCCUAAUAUUUUGGCCUGUGGGUUAAGAAUAGAACACUAUUUAGACAUUAGUGCUUGAAUUCUUCUGAAAUAGUAAUAUGGUCUUAAAAUACUUGCAACAUAUAUUAGGGGCAUUUUUUAAAUUGGAGGGAGUAGCCUUAUUCAGUGCCACUAUCUUUGUGUAUAAAGCUGAUUGUUAAAAAAGAUGUCAAUCUAAAAUUUAUUUUUGUGAACAAGUAAAAUUCUCACAUACUUCUUAUCAGGGAUGGAGAAAAAGUGUCUCCUGUGGUGCAUGGACCAAGGCUUUGACUUCAACAUUUUUGAUUUUUACAAAAAUGAAAGUCUAAAAAGAUGACAGGUGCCUCUCCGUAAUUGGGAAAUAAAUACCGUAAUACCCAGAAUAAGUUUUCAGUGAUUUUUCUCUCUUCCCCUGCAACCCCCUUUGUACUAACCUUGUAUUGAAUAUUGUGAUUAAAAAUUAUCCAGAU
Molecule: messenger RNA, 3170 nt
Organism: Pantherophis guttatus
Lineage: Eukaryota; Metazoa; Chordata; Lepidosauria; Squamata; Colubridae
Gene: ELK3
Product: ETS transcription factor ELK3
Biological process (GO): regulation of transcription by RNA polymerase II; cell differentiation
Cellular component (GO): nucleus
Molecular function (GO): DNA-binding transcription factor activity, RNA polymerase II-specific; sequence-specific DNA binding
Source: RefSeq, a predicted model, not a curated record